CGGAGCAAAUAACUCCGACUCGAUGCACUCCUGGUGGGAGUCCAUAUCAAAAGCCCGCACUCGAAUCCAUCUCCUCUCCACUCUUCUCCCCGAAACCUCCUCAGUUCUCUCGUUCCUUGCCGACUCCGACCGCCCUGCCCGCUCCCUCCUCCUCUCUUCCGCCGCCUAUUCUUCCAUCUCAUCUUCCCUCUGCUCCCCUUCAUCCGGCUCCGACGACGACUCUCUUUGCCUGUGGCUAUACGACACCUUCCUCUCCGCUGACUCCGAACUCCGCCUCGUUGUCCUCUGCUAUAUCCCUCUCCUCUCCUCCUUCUAUCUAUCCCGCAUCCACUCCUCCUCCACCACAUCCGCUAUCUCCCCCACCCCUAAUCUCGCCGGCUUCGAAGCUGUCCUUCUUGUCCUCUACUCAUCUGAAGUCAAGGCUCAUUCGGGUAUACCCGUGCUCAUUUCAAUUCGUGAUCUCUCUCAACCUUCUCUUUAUCACUCCUCUCGAAAUCCCCCUUCGAAUAAAUCGAACCCCAUUAACAAUAACCCCUCGUCUCGGCCUCUAGUCGGCGUUCUAUCGCCUCCUCUCGAACCCCAGAUGGCGGUGAAGUCUACUAAACGAGCUUCCAUUGUAGGCAUUGCCCUUGAUUGUUAUUAUAAGCAGAUCUCGCAAAUGCCCAGUUGGUCAAAGCUUGAUUUUUGCAAAUUUUCGGCAGAUUGGGCAAGUCAGGAUUGCCCUUGUAAAUCUGAUUUCGAUGAUUUUACUACCCAAAAACCUGAUAAUUUUACUGAAAAUAGCCAUGGGCUUUCGGGUGACUCGAGGGGUCACAAUGAGAUUGAGGAUGUUGUGGAAGAAAUUCAGCAUUUGCGAAGUGAGGGGAGGGAUGACGAGUUGAGGUCACAGGGGGUGAGAAUUCCGCUGCCAUGGGAGUUAUUACAGCCGGCAUUGAGGAAUUGUCUUGCAGCUCAUUAUGCUGAUGCUAUUGGUCCCUGCUAUGGAAUUCCCAAUUAUUGUGAUGUUUGGGUAAGUAUAUACUCCUUUCUAUCUAUGUUAGACUUUGAAUCUAUGUAUUCUGUGCAUUACUGA
Messenger RNA from Coffea eugenioides, 1072 nucleotides. RefSeq lists its product as uncharacterized. Bases 23 to 1072 code for a protein of 349 amino acids. The transcript has a single exon. Gene Ontology annotation, cellular component: plasma membrane. NCBI's taxonomy places the organism in Eukaryota, Viridiplantae, Streptophyta, Magnoliopsida, Gentianales, Rubiaceae. The record is from RefSeq and is a predicted model, not a curated record. Gene Ontology annotation, biological process: phosphatidylinositol phosphate biosynthetic process; protein localization to plasma membrane.